Dermacentor andersoni is the source of this 987-nucleotide messenger RNA. The record is from RefSeq and is a predicted model, not a curated record. NCBI's taxonomy places the organism in Eukaryota, Metazoa, Arthropoda, Arachnida, Ixodida, Ixodidae.
GUCUUUUUGCGUUGUUGCGACGAAAACACGUGACGGAGUCAGCGCUUUGUCGCCGUUGAAUUUGCUCCGCCGGAGAUUCCCGUGGCCAUCUUAACAAAUUCGUGGGGACGAAGUGACUCCAGCCGCCAUGUCUGUAGUUCCGGCGCCUGAUAACAAAACGCCACUUGGCCGUUGCCCUCGCAGGCUGCAAAUUCGCAGGCGGGCAACCACACGGACGAAAGUGGCGCCGAGCCGACCACCAAAGACAUGGACAUUCUCGCACCCGACCACUACGAGAGGCGCAAGGGGCACUACCUGCAGAUGGCCAAGCAGCUAGUCAGCAGCAUCAUGGCCACGCAGAUGCCUAAGCGGGAGUGUCUCUCCUGGCAAAGCGAGAGGGGAGCAGGCGUGGGCACCCAUGACAGCUGCCAGGAGCAGGAUGCUAAGGAACGGCCGUCAAAAAUGCCCUGCCCGAAACGAGGCGUUAAGGGACAGCCGCAACGCGGUCGUGGUCGCGGCCGCGGUUCACCGCGCCGUCCUGUGACGGCAGCGACUGUUGCGGCGGCCGAGCAACCGCCAGAAGAUAGCAGCAUUCACAGGCGCUGGUUCACCUGCCACUUGUGUUACAAGAAGUUGUCCCGCAAGGGCUCCUUGAAGAGCCAUCUUGAGAGGCACGCGAAGAAGGCACCCUGGACGCGCGCCUGCCCCAACAAGGCGCCCACUUCUGCGGGCUCUUCCGCCGAUGCGUCCCCUAAUGAGGUCGAGCCGUUGGCCGGGCCGAGCAGCGAACCAGCGGGCAUAUUGCAUUCUGAGUCAAAGAAGUAGGACUGGGGUUUCAUCCUGCAUUUUGGCAGGCACUUUCUUCUUCUGUACUUGGGUCACGGCAAAUGAGUGCCAUAAAUUUGGAUUAGCAAAUUAAUCUUUUUAAGUAUGUGAUCUGUUCGUUUCGAGUAUGGAAUCGAAUACCUCAAUAUCUCAUUCGUUAUUAAAAGAACAGUUGAAAAGCAG